AUUGACUGCUACUACUGCUACUACUGCUACUACUCUGCUACUCUAUCUACUAUUAACUGCUACUACUACCACCGCUGCAUUGCUACUGACAUUGCUACUGCACAACGUAUGAUGCAUGACUUCACUUGACACACCACACGCAUUCUCUCUCCAGUUCUCCCUCAACUACAUAGACUACGAACUCUACCCACCCACUCCCCUAGACCAGCAGCGCAAUGCCUUUGACAGCAACGAUGCACACUUCCAAAGUGUCCCCGUCAUCCGCAUCUUUGGCCGUACAGAUGCAGGACAGCAUGUCUGCGCCCUCAUACACGGCGCAUACCCCUACAUGUUUAUCGAGUACAAGGGAAAGCUAGACUCCCACAGCAUCAACCUCAAUUGCCUCAAGCUGCAUGAAAGCAUCAAUGUCACCCUUGCCACCACCUACAGACGCAACCCGCAUGAUGAUACGAGCACCUUUGUCGCAGAUAUUACUGUUUGCAAAGCAACACCCUUCUAUGGCAUGCACGCAGGGUGGCGCUACUACUUCAAGAUCUCUCUGCUCAGUCCCAAGCACAUGACACGUCUCGCUGACUUGCUGAGACAGGGAUCCAUCUUUGGCGGUCCCUGCCAGCCGUACGAAUCUCAGCUGCCCUACCUCAUUCAAUUCAUGAUUGACUACAACCUCUAUGGGUGUGCACCCGUACGCUGUGCUCACGUAGCCUUUCGACAUCCAUUGCCCGAGCCGUUGUCCAAUACCUUCUCAUCUCUUGGCAAUACGGGACAAUCGCAGCAUACGCUGCACGGCUCUGAAACGCUGCAUACUGGCAAUAUCCCAAAACAGCAUCAGCUGGAUCCAGAGCAUUUCCCGCGUCAGUCACAUACGACGCUCGAGGUGGACAUUGCAACAAGUCAAAUCCUCAAUCGUCUUGUACUCAAGCAGCGCAUCCUCCACAAGAAUCUGCAAGCCGAGCACUGGACCGGUGGGACAACCUUGCCCUCAUUGCAGGAGCUCUGGCAUGAAGAAGCUGCGCGUCGAGAGUCGAUGGGAAUGUCCUUUGAUAUGCGUGGCUACAUUAGUACAGAGUCGCGGGCUCGAUCGACUUUCUGGACCAAUGAAGACGAUCUCAAGAAACGGUAUGAACAAGUCUUGCAAGCAGACCAGAGUCAACAUCCUGAUCUGCCCGAUUCUGAUACAAUACCUACUUCAUUCGAGGCGAUUGAGGUCUUCGCUCAACGACAAGCACUCUUGGUGAGUCUCAAUAAGGGCACAUUGCCACAUACCGGCUUAUCGCAAGAUCGCAUUGCUUCCAUUCGCAAAAUUGAUGAAGAACGACAGCUCUUCAUGUCAAGUCAGCGUAGUGGACCGCCACCAACUCCGGGUCGCGCCCAGUUCCAAUCUGCAACAAUGACUGACUUGGCCCGAACGAUACAACCAUCAAGCGUGGCGCGACAUUUCCUGGUACAACGCCUUCGUGGAGGCGGUCGCUUCAACUAUCAUCCACCGCCUUCACCAGCGGAUCUUGCACAAAACAGCCUGCAACACUUGAGCAGUGCGUUUCCAGCACCGCAUUAUGGCGACCCAGCAGAUUUUCCAGCCAUCACCAAAGACUUCCAUGGCGUCACACCUCGAUCAGAUCAUCCAGCUCACAUUUCAUCCUUUCUACCAAGAACCGGUCAGGCACGGUGUAAGUCUUGGUCAUAUAGCAAAAGUGCUCCGACGACUGCUCAGCUCAAAGACACCUGGCGCCCAGUCAAAAGGCGCUUGCAGCAGGCAAGUCAAGUGAUGGCACCGACACAGCAUCUCACUGGCACGCCUGCGACGUCUGUCAGUCAGGCAGACGUCCCUCUCAGCGUAUUGAGUAUCGAAAUGCACGCUCAGUCUCGUGGAGGUCUACUCCCGAAUCCAACAAAUGACCCAGUCCUCGCCAUUUAUUGGGCUUUUGAAGAUCUAGGGCUCGGUGGUCCAAUCAGGCAAGGCUGUCUAUUGAGUACGCAAGAGCUACCAAUGCAUGCAGCGGCGCGUGGUAUCCAAGUGCUAGAGUCGGAGCUCGACUUGCUCAAUGCUUUGGUUGAGCUUGUUAGAGAACUCGACCCAGACAUUGUCAUGAGCUUUGAGAUGCAAAACAGUUCUGUUGGCUAUUUGCAUGAACGAGCACAUCUCGCCUUCUCCUUUGACUUGUGUGAAGAGCUUGGUCGGUUCGUGCCCUCUGAAAAGACUCGGCAAGUUUUCCAUGAUCGAUGGGGCGAGACAACGGCAACGUCCGUCAAGAUUGCUGGACGGCAUGUACUCAAUUUGUGGCGUGUCAUGCGUGGCGAAAUGAACUUGUUGCAGUACACCCUGGAGAAUGUGUGCUUUCAUUUACUCAAGCGUCGACUGCCAAAGUACGAGGUACCCAAAUUGCAAAUCUGGCUUUCCAGCGAUAGUGUCGCAUGUCAGCAGCGCGUGUAUCGCUACUACACUCAACGCACGCGCCUCAAUCUCGAGAUUUGUCAAGUGCAAGGUUUGCUCUCUCGUGUCAGUGAACAAGCACGACUGCUUGGCAUUGACUUUUACUCAGUCUUCUCUCGAGGUUCGCAAUUCAAGGUGGAAUCACUCAUGUUUCGCAUUGCUAAGCCAGAGUGCUAUAUGCUCCUUUCGCCGAGUCGCAAACAAGUCGCACAGCAAAAUGCACUAGAGUGUCUGCCUCUUGUCAUGGAACCGCAAUCACAUUUCUACCAUGAUCCGGUUGUGGUCCUGGACUUUACCUCGCUCUACCCAUCUAUUGUGAUUGCCUACAAUUACUGUUACUCGACCUGCCUUGGCAAGUUGGGGUAUGGCGGCGUAGAGCCGAAGCUCGGCGUUACUUAUUAUAACGCUGAAGGAGUUAUGCGGCAGGCACUUGGAGAUGAUGUGGAGAUUGCACCAAACGGCGUCGUCUAUGCAAAGGCCAGCACACGCAAGUCACUGCUUGCUAAAAUGUUGACAGACUUGUUGGAGACGCGCGCCAUGGUCAAGCAAGGGAUGAAACUCACGAAGGAUAAGCGACUGCUCAAGUUGAUGCACAAUCGACAACUGGCUCUCAAGCUCAUUGCUAAUGUCACUUAUGGCUACACCUCUGCUUCGUUCUCUGGUCGAAUGCCCUGUAGCGACAUUGCCGACAGUAUCGUUCAGACUGGUCGUGAAUCCCUCGAGAUGGCGAUCGAGCACAUUUAUGCUCACCCUGACUGGAAUGCCGAGGUGGUCUAUGGCGAUACUGACUCGCUCUUCAUCAAGCUACCAGGCAGAACAAAGGAGGAGGCUUAUGCGCUGGGCCAGGCAAUGGCCAAGGAUAUCACCCGGCUGAGUCCCAGCCCUGUCAGCCUCAAGUUUGAAAAGGUGUAUCUGCCUUGUAUUCUGCUGGCCAAGAAGCGCUAUGUCGGCUUCAAGUACGAGUCGCCAACGGAUGAGCCGGUCUUUGAAGCAAAGGGCAUCGAGACGGUACGACGAGAUGGCACACCGGCAGAGCAAAAGAUUGAGGAAAAGGCCCUUCGCAUCUUGUUUACGACUGGUGACAUUUCCCAAGUGAAGCGCUACUUUCAGGAAGAGUGCUGGAAAAUCAUGACAGGCAAGUGCUCUCUCCAUGACUUUUGUUUUGCAAAGGAAGUCAAGCUCGGUCAUUACUCUACCAAGGGCGUUCCACCCCCUGGCGCCGUCAUUUCCGCGCGCAGUAUUGCGCGAGAUCCGCGUUCUGAGCCACAGUAUGGCGAGCGAGUCCCUUAUCUCGUCAUUUCUGGUCCGGCUCGUUCUCGCUUGACUGAUCGUUGUGUCGCACCGGAAGAGCUGCUCAACAAUCCAGACUUGCGGUUGGAUGUGGAUUACUACAUCACCAAGAACAUCGUCCCUCCCUUGGAACGCUUGUUUAGCAUCAUGGGCGUGCAAGUGCGAUCGUGGUACGAUGAGAUGCCGCGCAGUAAGAUUGAACGAGGCAAGCAGACGGGAAUGUUGGCUCAAUUCCUGAGUUCAUCGCAUUGUCCAGUCUGCCGGCAAGAUCAAAACAGGCCUGGUAUUUGUGCUACAUGCCUUGCCAAGCCUGAUUCGACGCAAUUCGACUUGACGAUGGCAGCGAGGGAGAGUGAGCGCGUGCACCGCGAUUUUUUGACCAUCUGUGCGUCAUGUUGUCGGCAGCCAGUAUAUGCAGAGGUAGCUUGCGUCUCGAAAGACUGCCCUGUCUAUUAUAAGCGGAUUCGUAGUGAGCCCGCAGUAGACUUGGAGGUGUUGCUUCAUAGUCAGGUUUAGGUUCGACAUAGCAGUUCAAGUUUGUGC
Messenger RNA from Protomyces lactucae-debilis, 4264 nucleotides. RefSeq lists its product as uncharacterized. Gene Ontology annotation, molecular function: DNA binding; nucleotide binding; DNA-directed DNA polymerase activity. NCBI's taxonomy places the organism in Eukaryota, Fungi, Ascomycota, Taphrinomycetes, Taphrinales, Protomycetaceae. The record is from RefSeq and is a predicted model, not a curated record. Gene Ontology annotation, biological process: double-strand break repair via homologous recombination; error-prone translesion synthesis. The transcript has a single exon. Bases 116 to 4237 code for a protein of 1373 amino acids. Gene Ontology annotation, cellular component: zeta DNA polymerase complex; nucleus.